GAUGCAUAAAAUAGCAUUAUCGUAAAUACAUUAAAUAUGUGAUAACGAGAAAGACAGUUCAACAAAUCGGCUAAGAAAAUGGUCUGAUCGUGGUUCUUUUCACCUAACAUCUACAGUGUGUUGUUUUCGAGUAAAAUUCUUUCAAUUUGUGGUGAGCACUUCAAAAUAGAAAUGAUGAACGAGUCAACAAUAGACAUCCUCAAUGAAACCGAAUAUGAAAGCGAUCAAUUUGCAAGUGUUCCAGCAAUUGAAGGCCAAUUCCCAAAAUCCCUCAACGGCUUAGGCUACUACCUCCUGGUCAUUACAAUAAUCAAACUCUUCGUAGUCCUUGCUGUUUUAAUCAUUAACAUAUUUCUAGUCAUUGUUAUUCUCCGAUUUAGAAGACUUCAUGCUAUAAGAUCCAAUAUCUACAUUCUGAAUAUGAGUAUCAUGAAUAUCAUCUUCUAUUUGUGUACUCCAUUGUUCUAUAUUAUUUGUCAUCUUGUCUCUGCACAUGAGCAACAGUCUGUUUUGAUCUUGCAAACACAAAGUACACUGUUGAUACUGUACUUAACAUUUGCUGUUGCUAUGAGCGUGGAUUGGAUCCUUACGGUGUCAAAACCACAGUUGAUGAAGAGGUUCGAACAUCGUUGUAAAUAUCUCAUCUUUGGGAUUUAUAUCCUAUUUUUUAUGGAAUGGAUCGUAGCUUUUAUAUACUCUGAAGUGGAACAUAUAGCCAGAGCCAAUUCCUUUACUAUAUUUUAUGUAAUAUACGCAGCUAUAUUAACUGCUUUAAACGUUUUCAAAAAUCGCGUUGAAAUCAGACAUGAAUCUAAAAAUACCGAAUAUGCUUUGACAGUCGGUAACAUAGUUGUUUAUUCGUAUCUCCCCCGAUUCUUUUUUCAUCUACUUCUGCUAAUUCCUUUAGAUUUCUUAGAUAAAAUUUUAUUAUUUUUGGAAAUCAUUCCUGAUUUUAUAGAGAUCGGUCAUCCGAUCGUAGUUAUCUACAUGUUGUGGAGGUCGAACAAAUAUUUUAAAAUGGCCUUUAGCAAAUCAUUUAAGAGGUCAGUUCAAAGCUAUGAAGACGAAAAUUUAGACCUUUCUGAAAAUUACCAAAGCAAUCCAUAUGACUUUCCACUAAGUUCGACUUCAGGAGAAGUCCAAGCCACUCAGUGAUUCAAUUGUUUACUUUGUGAAUGAGAAUAGUAUUAAAUUUUAAAAUAAUAAAUAUUAUAAUUAAAGGUAACCAAA
Molecule: messenger RNA, 1230 nt
Organism: Diabrotica virgifera virgifera (western corn rootworm)
Lineage: Eukaryota; Metazoa; Arthropoda; Insecta; Coleoptera; Chrysomelidae
Exons: 2
Coding region: 172-1155 (327 amino acids)
Cellular component (GO): membrane
Source: RefSeq, a predicted model, not a curated record